GGUGCGCGCGCGUGUGUGCGGGAGGUGUGUUCCUGUUCACCUGAACGGCGAACGGCGCUCUCUCAUGUGCGGGAUCAGAGCGGAACCCGAGAGCCGCAUCUCGAGAGGAGCUCGCGCGCGGAGCCGACCCGCUACCGAGAGCACGAGGGGACCCGGGGAGGAGGCGGAGGAGGAGGGAGAGGAAGAGGAGCCGCGCGGCUGCAGCAAAUGGCAACGUGCGCAGUCACAAACUACAGCAAUGUGGCGGAGGCGUCGGACUCGGACGACGAGGACAAGCUUCACAUCGUGGAGGAGGAGAGCCUGCCGGACGCCGGGGACGGAGACGGGGACAGCAGUGUGCCGGAGGACGAGCUGGCGCUGGCACAGAAUGAGGAGGGCUGGGGGGAGGACGCGCGCGUGGAGAGCCUGGGGCCGGCGACACGCACACGCAAAGUAGGCUAUAAAGUAAAAGACGAGUGUGGCUCCGAUGGGGAGGAUGCGGGCAGCACGGACGCCAUGGUCGAGGAGAUGCUGCAGCAGGGCGACACGGCGGUCAUUUACCCCGAGGCUCCCGAGGAUGAACCGAGGCAGGGCACCCCAGAGCCCAGCGGCCACGAUGAGAACGGCACCCCGGACGCCUUCUCGCAGCUGCUCACGUGCCCUUACUGCUCCCGUGGCUACAAGCGCUACACCUCCCUGAAGGAGCACAUCAAGUACCGGCACGAGAAGAGCGAAGACAACUUCAGCUGCUCCCUGUGCAGCUAUACCUUUGCCCACCGGACGCAGCUGGACCGGCACAUGACCGCGCACAAGACCGGCCGAGAGCAGCGACACGUGACUCAGGCGGGGGCCAACAGGAAGUUCAAGUGCACCGAGUGCGCCAAGGCUUUCAAGUAUAAGCACCACCUGAAGGAGCACCUGCGCAUCCACAGCGGGGAGAAGCCGUACGAGUGCUCCAACUGCAAGAAGCGCUUCUCCCACUCCGGCUCUUACAGCUCCCACAUCAGCAGCAAGAAGUGCAUCGGCGUGGUCCCCGUGAACGGCCGGCCCCGCCCACCGGCAAAGGGCCCUCAGUGCACAUCCCCCCCCGUGGCCUCCCUCCCGGCGGCGCCGGUCCGCAUCCAGCUCCGCGAGAAGGUCGACAACGGGAGGCCCUUGCAGGAGCAGUUGCCCCUCAACCAGAUCAAGGCAGAGCCAGCGGACUGCGAGUACAAACCCGUCGUGAUACCGACCACUGUCAACGGGGUUUUCCACAGUGCUCCUGUGCUCCAGGCGGCGCCGGCCCCCCAAGGCCUGGUGCAGGCCGUGGUGCUGCCCACCGUAGGCCUGGUGUCACCCAUCAGCAUCAACCUAAGUGACAUCCAGAAUGUUCUCAAGGUGGCGGUUGACGGGAACGUGCUUCGCCAAGUGUUGGAGAGCAACCAGGUGAACGCGUCGAACAAGGAGCAAGGGGGCACCACGGGGCAGCCGGGACAGCCAGCCAGCCGCUCCGUCAUCUCGGCCAUCAGUCUUCCUAUCGUGGAACCGGACGGCACCACCAAAAUCAUCAUCAAUUACAGUGUAGAGCCCAGCCAGCUGCAGCCCAUCGCCCAGGUCCCAAAGAAGGAGCCGGCGAAAAACACAGAGGUGUGUAAGGCUGAGAAGCUUCCGGAGGAUCUGACCGCGAAGGCCGGGUGCGGCAAAACGGCCGACGGCACGGAGGCGGAGGAGGCGGCUCCUGCCCCUGCCCCCGUGCAGACGGGCAGUACUUGUCUUCUCUGUGACGAAUGCCCUGGGGGGUUAGAUGCGCUCGACAAACUAAAACACUGUAAAGCGGAGGGAGGAACGGUCAGCCCAAGUGUAGACGGGGCAGAGCCAGACAGGACCGCUUCCGUAGUGUCAUCCCUCCUCUCCGAUGGGGGACUCUCCCCCAGCCAGCCUCCUUUGAAAAACCUCCUCUCUUUGCUCAAAGCUUAUUUCGCAUUGAACGCAGAGCCGACCCAGGAAGAGCUGGAAAAGAUCUCAGACUCAGUAAGUUUGCCGAAGGAUGUGGUCAAAAAGUGGUUUGAGAAGAUGAGGGCAGGGCAGGUUUCGGCGCCAGGUAAUGACCCUCCUCCUCCGGAGCCGGCGGCUCCCGCCUCCGAGUCCGGUGGGGCUGAGGCCGAGCCCCCCCCUGCCAAGGAAGGGCAGGCCAAGCAGCAGGAGGCCGAAGUGAUCACCGACGGUCCGCUUACCGCGGCCCGACCGCAGGCUGCCGACCCCGGCGAGGCCGAGGGUGACCCGUCCCCGCCAUCGCCACUAAACCUAUCCUCGAGCGGGCUCGCUAUGACUGCAACUGCCGAGGAGCCAGGAGGCGGGACUCAGGCAGAGCCGCUUGACCUGUCACUACCAAAGCUCCCACGCGAGGAAGCCGGCGGAGCCGCCGGCAGCGCUGUUUACCACAACAGUGUUUACUCUGUUCAGGAAGAACCCCUGAACUUAACUUGCACAAAAAAAGAGCAGCCGCAUACUGAGACAGUUUUUGUUACCCCACCAAGUGCCAACCCAAUUAGUAUCGUCACCACUCAGUUGCCCACCAUUGUGGCCAUCGCCGACCAGAGCAGCGUGCCCUGCUUGCGAGCGCUGACUGCCAGCAAGCAGACCAUCCUCAUCCCACAGCUCACUUACUCCUACACAGCUUCAGGGACGAGUCCCACGGGGACCGAAAUCCAGCUAAAGCCGCCGCAAGCUAACGGCAACCAGGAGGACAGAGUGGACACCAGCUCCAACGGUGGCCCCAACCUGGAGGACCACAACGACUCUGACUCCACACCCCCCAGGAAGAAGAUGAGGAAGACGGAGAACGGGAUGUACAGCUGCGACCUGUGCGACAAGAUCUUCCAGAAGAGCAGCUCCCUGCUGAGGCAUAAGUACGAGCACACGGGGAAGCGCCCCCAUGAGUGCGGAAUCUGCACCAAGGCCUUCAAACACAAGCACCACCUGAUCGAACACUCGCGGCUGCACUCGGGCGAGAAGCCCUACCAGUGCGACAAGUGCGGCAAGCGAUUCUCGCACUCGGGCUCCUACUCGCAGCACAUGAACCACCGCUACUCGUACUGCAAGCGGGAGGCGCGGGGGGGGCGGCAGGCGCGGGAGGGCCCCGGCAUCCGAGCGGCCGACGGCAGGGCCGCCUCCCCGCCCUCUCAGCCGGACUCGGACGACAGGGAGAGCAGCACCCGAGGAGACGAGGAGAGCGAGUAUGAGGAAGAGGAGGAAGAGGAGGAGGAGGAGGAGGAGGAGGAGGAAAUGGAUGGGGUCGGCAUAAACGACGACGAGAUACAGGUGGUGCGAGUGGGCGAGGGAGAGGAGAGCGAGGAAGAUGACCAAGAAUAUGUUGGGGAGGAGCUAGCUGAGGAAGGGGAGGAGUCGGAAAAGGGGGAGGAGAAUCUGCUUCCGGCAACGGCGCUAAUAAAAGAGGAGGAGGAGGCACAGGAAGUGGAUCAAGCGCAGCAGGAAGUGGUGGCGACGGAGACCAAGGAAGCCUUGACAACAGAGGACGUCACGGCAACCGUUAAACAAGAAACGGAGAGCGAGGCCAUCAUGCGAAUCACGGAGGUGGAAGGGGACACUGAGAAGGUCUCCGAGUCUGGGGAAAAGAUUCCAGGAAGUGACACCGAGGGCAAAUGAGCAAAGCUGGAAUAAUUACAAAAAAAGGAGACAAGAGGAAUUGAACCACAUUUUUUUUCCAAUAUACUACAAUAUGUACAGAUUAUUGUUGGGGAAAAAAAAACACGGUUGCCUAAACGCUGUGUUUUAGUUCACUACUGUGUAUAACUCCUGUUGUGCCUGAACUUCAAAAAACAACCGAGUAACUUUUCCAUGUGAGAAAUUUACAGUGUUAGAAAUUGUUUGUUUGAAAAAGGUAAUGAAGUUUAACAAAACUGCAUAUAUAGAGACUGAAGGGCAAAGCUGAUGCGUUUUAGGUAAUGUUUAUUACUAAAACGUCCUGCGUUCUUUCUUUUAUCAGUGUUACUAACUUUGUCACUUAUGUUUUAACCUUUUAAGCUGUACAGUUGGGAGAGAUUUCUAUACCUUUUUAUUGCCAAUGAAGUUUGUUAAAUCAGUAUUUUAUUAAGUUGGAAAAAAAAAAAUCUGCACUACAGUAUUCCUGGUUUGCCUAAGGAUAAAACAGGCUUCAGUAUUACCGCACUAGAGUCCGUCUGCGACACGUCGGCUUCUUUGGUUCUUCGAAAUUGGAUCGUUGGCCUUAAAACAACAUCAUCGUGGGGAGGGUUUGUGUGUUUCCCAUCUGGGAGUUCGCUGCAACAGCCAUGACCCCCAGCCCUUGCGUUGUGCUUUUUAUUUUUUUUUUCGUCUAAAUCUGUGACCACUGUCACCUUUUUCUCCUUUCAAUAAUCUGUCUUCAAGGUGGAUUGAAGCAGGGGGCACAGCAGUGCAGCGCAGACGACGUUCAGUCCCGCAGCCUUAUGCAAGACGUGUGCUGUAAGUGCCAUUGAACAGUGUUAUUUGUUACUAAGCGCUUGUACGCAACACGCGGGGGGCGCUGGGGGCCAUAUCCACUGAGAUUAGUUGGCUGUGUUUUCGUGUGUGUGUGUGUGUGUGUUUUUCAAAUAAUAAAAAAAAAAAGCUAAGCAGAACGGGAAGAAAGCGCUCCGCAGUUUGCCCGAGGUGCGAAUGAAACAUUGCGGCGCUUCAGCUGACAAACGCUGGAUAUGGCCCCAGUAAAAAGGAGAAAAAAAAAAAAACGUUAAUAUUUACCUGUCAGUAUUACUGUGUUUUGUCCAGUUUUAUUUUUAAUGUUUUGCAAAAAACGGUGUAUUUUCCACAAAAGCAGUAUUAGUCUCGUUUCCCCAAUAAGUACCAGUUUAGUUCUAGAAAACUUUUUAUAUUUAUGUCUUAUUUUUUAUAUUUCAAUCUGGUUAUUUAUUACACAGUGUAGUGUAUAAAACUGUAGCUUGUAUUAAAACAGUAAUAUAUUUUAGUAUGAAUAAUUUGUAAGGCAAGUGAAGUCCAAGCCAGAAGAAUGACUCGUGUUUUGUUUUCAAAGGUAUUACAUGUUAAAUUAGUGUUGGAAAAAAAAAUUACAAAUGGAGGACAUAUUUUCAUCAAUAGUUAUUUUCUACCUUUGUCCCUUAAAUCAGUUACUGAGCUGAAAAUGUACUGUGCAACUAAGAAAAAAAGGCCAAAACUAGACUGACAGACAUUUGUUACGGUUUUAUUUGUGCCAGUUCCUCCACAUCUAUGUCUCUCAAGGCUUCUUGUUUUAAAGAUCCCUUUCAGUCCUAGUCAUUCUUAUACGUUUUGCCUCCCCAUCACAAUAAAAUACAUCAUCACAGAUGUCCUGAAGUGUUGACUUUCCAAUUUUAAAUGUGUUUGUAACGUAUUAAGCAUAACUAAAGUAGCAUAACGCUACAGUGGGUUAUUGUAAAGGUUUCAUCUGAAGGGAUUGAUGUUUUGAAGAACUAAACUCCAUUAUUUUAUGGUCGGUGCAACUUGAAAAAAAUUCAUACUGAGAUGAAAUCUGUGAUCCCCCCCCACACCAUUACCCUGAGCUCGUACGGUAAAGUACGAUCACGCCCACAUCCGCAAUACAUUGCUUAUGCUGUUUUGGGGGGUCAUUAUACAUUAUACCUCCGACCUCCACCUGUGUAGUUGUUGGUCACAGAAUAGGAACUGAAAUGUUGAUGCUUAAUUUUUCUUCUACUGGAAUUUUUUUCCCCAUAUAAAGAGGUAAAAGCCAAACCACAAGGUCUUUCCACAGAAAUUUAGAAAAUUUUAAUUUCGCCCCUCAAUAACAUUCGAAAAGCUUUAUGAAUUGAGCCGAUUGCCGUAAGUACGACCCCAGCUGUAGAAAAGUGUUCAAGUCUUUCUGCA
Molecule: messenger RNA, 5832 nt
Organism: Scleropages formosus (Asian bonytongue)
Lineage: Eukaryota; Metazoa; Chordata; Actinopteri; Osteoglossiformes; Osteoglossidae
Product: zinc finger E-box-binding homeobox 1-like
Exons: 9
Coding region: 208-3624 (1138 amino acids)
Biological process (GO): anatomical structure development; regulation of transcription by RNA polymerase II
Molecular function (GO): DNA-binding transcription factor activity, RNA polymerase II-specific; RNA polymerase II cis-regulatory region sequence-specific DNA binding
Source: RefSeq, a predicted model, not a curated record